AUGCGCUUCGAAUUUUCGUAUCUGGCACCCCGCCGUGGUCCACCUCUUCGACUGGCUCGGUACUUGCACUCUCUGCGCCUGCUGCGGCACUACACGAAGGAAAAUACACACCAUGGCUCGCGUCCAUCGCAACGAGUCUUAGACGAACGACUGGCAAAACUUAGUAAGACAGAAUAUCGAAGAUGGGACGAAGAGCGGGGGCGCGAAACCAUGCUAAACAUGCCGCCCUUACUGGCGGUCUCCGGGCUUGUCGAGACGUCGAGUAUCCCAGCGACUGCAUUUUCGUAA
Messenger RNA from Aspergillus melleus, 288 nucleotides. RefSeq lists its product as uncharacterized. The transcript has 2 exons. The record is from RefSeq and is a predicted model, not a curated record. NCBI's taxonomy places the organism in Eukaryota, Fungi, Ascomycota, Eurotiomycetes, Eurotiales, Aspergillaceae. Bases 1 to 288 code for a protein of 95 amino acids.